CUUUUCCACAGGGGGCGCUGUUGGUCUUCUUUUACAUCAGUCUGAUCAAACCGCAGCUGAACUCACUUCAGUCUCAGCGCUGAAGAGUCAUCCCUCCUCCUCCUCCUCCUCCUCCUCCUGCCCGCACCUCCUCCCACGGAGACUCCCCGCUCGCGCGGGAGCGACGCCGUCCGCCUGCGGGAUUUCCGGACUGACUGACGGAGGAGCAGCCGGGAUGGGAGGCGCCCCCUCGGCGUUCAGGAGAUGAGUUCCUCGCGGGAUUUUGUUUGAUGGUUUCUGGGAAAAGUUGGAGUCCUGCUGGAGGAGCCUCUGCAGAAGUUCAGGAGAGACCAGGACCUCCUCUUUACUGAAGGAGAUCAGAGGAGAGGACCCUGCAUGAGAGGAGAGAAAGGCUGAAUGAUUCAUCUGUGAUCAUGUGUCUAUGGUGUAUGACAGAUCACUGAAGUCCGCCUGAGAUGUCGGCGUCCAGAGAAACGGUGACGUGAGCGUCUCUCCUGUGGAGGAAAGGAUGCAUGUCUCUACAGUUGUGGCUGUGUUCAGGAGGGCCGCGAUGCGAGCUCCUGCUGCCGCCUUGUCGCUUCUCCUGUGCCUCCUUUCCCAUGUGGCCUCCUGCCCUUCCUCCUGCCUAUGUGCCAGUGACAUCAUCUCCUGCAGUGGCGGCGGUCUGUCCUCGCCGCCUCCUGAUUUGCCGAGCUACGCCUCUCGGCUGGACCUGAGCCACAACGCUCUCCUUGGCCUUAGUGCCGGCUGGCUUCCUGGACCGUUCCAUCGACUCGCGUCACUUGUUCUCUGCAAGAACUUGAUCAGCCAAAUCCAGGUGGGCGCUUUUGCGGGGACCCCACAUCUCCUCAGUCUGGACCUCUCAUCCAACCGCCUGACAUCUCUCAAUGAAUCCAUUUUUGCCGGGUUAACCAAACUAGAAGAGCUGCUGCUGAUCGGUAACCGGAUCAGACGGAUUGGGCCAGGCUCCUUCAGUGACCUGGUCGGCCUGAGGAGGCUUUACCUCUCCUCUAACAGACUGACCAACUUCACCGUGGAGAUUUAUGAGGGUCCCAGCGGACCCCACAACCUGACCCACCUGGAUCUGUCCUACAACCAGCUCUCUACCGUUCCUGUCCAGAGCGUGAUGUCUCUGAGCCUCAGAGGAGGAGUUUACCUGCAGGAGAACCCUCUGCGGUGUGACUGCACGCUGCUCGCUCUUCUGCAGUACUGGACGUGGAAACAGUACCGCCCCCUGGUGGAUUUUAGAGAGGAAUUUCCCUGCAGAGAGGCCGCUUCGUUCAACUGUACUCCCGUGGGAGUGUCAGACAUGCCUCUUCAGGCUCAGACCUACCACGCAGAACCCGGGGGGCGCAUAAGAAUACCGUGUCCGGGGUUGACUCUGCCGGUCCAGGAAGGACUGUUGGUGUUCUGGGUCACCCCAAGAACGGCCCUGAAUUCCUCUGGCAGUGAUCCGACUUCCCACCUUGCAGUUCUGUCCAACGGCACCCUUGAAAUCCGAGGAGCUCUACCGGGGGAUUCUGGGAUGUACGGGUGUGCGGUGGCCCGAGAGCGCUACCUCAAACCCGGCGAGUCUCUGGAGGUCAGAGUGCUGGUGGGAAACUCCAGCUCCUCCUCUACCCCGGGGGCGUCGCGGCGCAGUAGCACAGAACACUUCAACACCGCCUUCACCACCCUGGCCUCCUGCGUGGUCAGCAUCGUCCUGGUGCUUCUGUACCUGUACCUCACCCCCUGCCGGGGCCGGGAGGGCAGGGGCAAGGACGGCACAGGGUGCAGUGCACGGGUCAUGGCUCUCUGCUCCGACCCCAGAGAGGUGGAGUCGGGACAGCGGAGGUCAAACGGGAAGAGGGUGGCUUUCCUGGAGCCUCAGGCUGAGGAGGUUUGCAGAACGAUGAAUUCUGGGGAAGGAAUUCUCCGGAGCGGAACCAGGACAGCAGGAAAGAACCUCAACGAGCCCGGACAGAUGGCCUUGUAGAAGAAGACGUUUGUCCUGGUUCUCAGUUUGGUCUCGUGUCAGUGGGCGCCCACAAAAUCCAUUAAAGUGAGGCUGAAGUUCUUUCUUUUUUGUGGACAGAUCAUCUUUAAUGUCUGUCUGUUCAUUCAAGAGUUUGAAAAAACUGUUAUCUAGGAAACCUAUAAAAAAAUAAAUAAUAAAAAAAAAUGCCAGAAUUAUUGAUGCUUAUGCAGCAUGGAUUAUGGGUAACACAGUUGUAACUAGUAGGGGUGUGUAUUGGCAAAAGUCUGGCGAUACAAAACAUAUCGUGAUACUUGGCUCACGAUAUGUAUCAUGGUAUAUCCCAAGAGUGUACCUGAACAAUUUUUCACUAUUUUUUUUAAAGAGUAUGACUUAAAAAAAACUCUACCUGAAUAUGUAAUAAAAUGGUUAAAUUAAUUUGAUCUAAUGGUCACAACAUGAAGCUCUGCAACAAUAUCUCAUAUACAAGUUGCUUUUACCCACAAAUUCGUGGAGCUUUUCUAUUGGUAAACUAAGAAAUAUUUGUUCUUAAAGAUAACUAUCAAUAUUGCCCGUUUACACAAUAAAAUAUAUUUCAGUUUAAGAAAGUAGAAAACAAAAGUAAAACUCUGAAAUAUUCCCAUAUAUAGUUAUUCCCAUGUCUGCAUUUUAAAUUGUAAAAGUAUUGCCAAAUGAAGUAUCGCGAUAUUUCACUGAAUCGAUUUAGUAACUAGGGCUGCACGAUACGAGGAAAAUCAUAAGUGCGAUACUAGUGAUCAAUACUGUGAUGAUUAUAUGAUUCGAGGUACAUGAUCAAUGAAUAAAAAUAAAACUAAUAUAUCAACUACCUUUUACUGUUAGAGUUUUAUUUAAAUAAAAGUCAACUUAAUUAAGUUAAACUCUUAUGCUUACAAAGGAGGCGGGUAUCAAAACAUUAAAGGGCUCCAUCUGAUUGGUCAACAACUUGAAGGAGUUUAUCCGAUUGGUCAAAUGCAUAAAGGGCUCCAUUUGAUUUUAAGAUGCCAUAAAAUUGUUGUUACUGUGCAAAUUUUGAAGGAAAGCAUUUAUUGUAAUUUACGCUGUCCUUUGUGAUACACGUAUCGCACCGGCUUAUACCAAUAUAACUGUAAAAUUGUGCAAGACUAGAUGUAACUGUGAUUGUCUGCACCACAGCUGGGAUGACAUCUGUUCUUAAGUCUGUGUAAAAUGAUCCAUCCAUAGAAUCUGCUGAACUUCUGCCACACAAAGACACAAUCACAUCUACAGCUAGGGACACGUGUAAUAACACAGUCAUGUUUUUGUGAGUCUCGCUCAUGCAGGAGAAGAUGAUGACUCCACACAGAAAGGACCCAGCUGGGUUUUGAACCAGGAACCAGGGCCUUCUUACUGUGAGGCGAGAGCGCUAACCACUACACCACUACACCACUUAUCAAAGCAUCAGAACUGGAAAAAACUGGGAUAUUUUUUCUGUUAAUUAAUUUUCAAUUAAUUAUGUUGGACAGCUGCAUGGGUUCUCUGAUUGAACCAGGGCUCAGACUUAGAUUUAGGCUGCAUCGUUUUCAGAGGAGCCACAGUGUCGAGUGUGGAUGUACAAGAAGCUCUAAACCAUGAGCUAAGCUCCUCAGGAUCAUUAUUACACAAAACAGAGGGAACACAGAUCUGGUGAAAGGCAGUGGAAAACUGACUAGCAGUGGAGGAGUUAAAAAUCCUACAGCGUCGAACAGGAGCGUCAUUAAGUUUAAUGAAGAAUUUUAGGCUAGUUUGAAGUUUAGUUAGUAUUUAAGCAACGAGCUAGCUUUUUGGCUAUUUUAGCAUUUACUUAGGUUUUUUAGGCCAUCUUUGAGCUUAGCUCAUAUUUAAGCAACACACUAAAUAUUUUUCUUAAAUUGGCAUGCAUUAGGAAUGUUUAAGCAAUUUUACUACAAAGUUUUCAGAAAUUUAGGAGAAAUUCAGCUGUCUUUCACAGUUCUUUAACGAAAUGUCCAGUCUUUUAGCAAAUUUAGCAUUUCGCAAAUAGCUUUUCAGCAAAUCCAUAAAGCAAUUAUAGUCAAUUGCGUCAUUAUUUUUAUCAAAAAGCUUUAGUAUCUUGAGUGACUACUUUCAGCAAAAAGCAUUCACACUAGAAUUAUCACAACUUUAUGCAACUUUUCCAGUUCCCUGUAGCUUCACUUCACCUACUGCUCUCAAAUCUAUUUAAGAUCAGAAAGAGAAUUUAAGUCUCACUCUGAUCAUCUUUUGAUCUAUUUUAAAAUUUAAAAUUCCCAGGUCUUUUAAAUGUGAUUGUGUGUCGUUUUUAGCCAAAAAAAACUGUCAUUUUAGGACAUAGUUUCUGCAGAGCAGCAGGAUUUCAUCACCUCUGAAUUGUUGGUGGAGUCACUCAGCGUCAUCAAUCCCUUCCGGUCCUCGUGUGGGAAUACGGAGCUUAUGCUGUGCUGUCUAUUACAAAUACCAUCUUUUUCAAACAGCUUUUUUUUCUUCUGCUCUUUUUUCAAAAUGAAUUGAAAAAAGAAUCACUCAGAAAUGCUAUUUUAAUCUUAUUUUCUUAAUAUUUGUCCUCAUCAUCAGAAAAAAAGCCUGUUAGAAAGUUAAAGGUCAUGAUGAGUUAAGAAGGACAUUUUGUUUGUCACAUGUUGACGCUGAUGCAGGUUUUUGUGCAAAGUUUACCCAAGAAACAAGCAGGAACUUUGUUCACUGCUGACAUGCUGACAGAUUUUAAAGAAAGAUGUCCUUGGUUUUUUAACAGGAUCCAGAAAAACAAUCUGUGUUCCUCAGGAGAGGAACAGAGUGGUGACGCUUUCAGAGACACAGCAGAGACUGACCUCCUUCUGAGUGGAACCGUGUUUUAAUGAAAGUGUUUCUGACGUUCCUCUUAUGGUUCUGAAGGUGAAGCGAAGCCUCCACGUCUUCUGAGCAGUUUUCCUCCAGAAGGUGCCGCUCUUGAAGGUGUAACCACGACUGAGUGUCUUUAUUCAAACAUGGAUUUCACAGCUGACUGAAUCCAAACUCUGUUUUUUUUCUCACCUUAAAGUCAUUAAAGUUCAUGUGGAUUUCAGGUGUUACAAA
Molecule: messenger RNA, 5017 nt
Organism: Oryzias melastigma (Indian medaka)
Lineage: Eukaryota; Metazoa; Chordata; Actinopteri; Beloniformes; Adrianichthyidae
Product: amphoterin-induced protein 2
Exons: 2
Coding region: 509-1975 (488 amino acids)
Cellular component (GO): plasma membrane
Molecular function (GO): protein binding
Source: RefSeq, a predicted model, not a curated record